This is a messenger RNA of Olea europaea var. sylvestris, 1435 nucleotides long. Its product is annotated as thiamine thiazole synthase 2, chloroplastic. The record is from RefSeq and is a predicted model, not a curated record. Lineage: Eukaryota; Viridiplantae; Streptophyta; Magnoliopsida; Lamiales; Oleaceae. Gene Ontology annotation, biological process: thiamine biosynthetic process. The transcript is spliced from 2 exons. Bases 87 to 1148 code for a protein of 353 amino acids.
CAUCAACAAACCAUCCCAACUCAACACUCUCUAGUUCAUCCCUUUUCUUAGUCUAUAACAACCCUGCAAAUUUCUAGUUCAUUUCAAUGGCAACAAUGGCCACAACCCUUACCUCUUCACUCUCCAAAUCAUCAUUUUUCGAUAACAAGUCAUCGUUCCAUGGCUCGCCUUUGUCCAACCGGGUUCAAUCCAUUAAAUCGAGUCAACAAAACUUUUCAAUCACCAUGUCCGCGUCAACCCCUUACAACCUUGACAACUUCAAAUUCCAACCUAUUAAAGAAUCCAUUGUUUCACGAGAAAUGACCAGACGAUAUAUGAUGGAUAUGAUCACCCACGCUGAUACAGAUGUUGUCGUUGUGGGCGCCGGCUCUGCCGGGCUCUCCUGCGCCUAUGAGCUCAGUAAAAAUCCUAACAUCCAAGUUGCCAUUAUCGAACAAUCCGUCAGCCCUGGAGGGGGCGCAUGGCUGGGAGGGCAGCUGUUCUCUGCCAUGGUUGUGCGUAAACCGGCACACAAAUUCUUGGACGAGCUCGAGAUUGAGUACGAUGAACAAGAUGACUAUGUUGUCAUCAAACAUGCGGCCUUGUUCACCUCGACUAUCAUGAGCAAACUCUUGGUCAGGCCUAAUGUGAAGCUGUUCAAUGCCGUGGCAGCCGAGGAUUUGAUAGUGAAGGGUGGGAGAGUCGGUGGGGUUGUCACCAACUGGGCUUUGGUUUCGAUGAACCAUGACACACAAUCUUGCAUGGAUCCUAAUGUGAUGGAGGCUAAAGUGGUGGUUAGUUCUUGCGGCCACGACGGACCUUUUGGCGCCACCGGUGUUAAAAGGCUGAAGAGCAUCGGAAUGAUUGACAGCGUGCCCGGGAUGAAGGCCCUCGACAUGAAUACUGCCGAGGAUGCCAUUGUUAGGCACACUAGAGAGGUCGUGCCUGGUAUGAUUGUCACCGGCAUGGAAGUUGCAGAGAUCGAUGGGGCUCCAAGAAUGGGUCCAACUUUUGGGGCAAUGAUGAUUUCAGGGCAAAAGGCAGCCCAUUUGGCCUUGAGGGCAUUGGGACAGCCAAAUGCACUAGAUGAUUCUUAUACUGAAUUGAAAAGCACUCAAUCAGAGUUGAUUCUUGCUUCUAUUGAGACUGAAGAAAUUGUGGAUGCAUAAUUUCAACAAAAGGGUACAUUCAUGCAUAAGAAUACAAUUGUGAAGCUUCCGAUCAAGAAUAAAGAGAGGGUCAUAGAAUGAUCAUAACAAUGCAUGUGGAUAACAAAUUGGGAUGGUGCCUCAGUUUUGAUUGAAGUGCUAUCUUCUAUAGUUUUUUCUUUUUAAAUUUGGAGACAUGUCUUUUAGACUCAGUAUUAUGCAAAUCUUGGUCUUAAUUUCUUGGUAUUAUCAGUAAAUGUAAAACAAUGUUCAUAUUUCCUCUAUUAGUUUGAAUUGAGUUUGAAAGA